This is a messenger RNA of Rhopalosiphum padi (bird cherry-oat aphid), 1582 nucleotides long. RefSeq lists its product as uncharacterized. The record is from RefSeq and is a predicted model, not a curated record. Bases 468 to 1307 code for a protein of 279 amino acids. NCBI's taxonomy places the organism in Eukaryota, Metazoa, Arthropoda, Insecta, Hemiptera, Aphididae. The transcript is spliced from 7 exons.
CGAUUGUACAUUGGCACAGUCGUCCGGUAACGAUAUCACGUGGAACAAUUGCGCGGGAGUUCCGAUAUACUUGGCCGUAGUUGUUAUUACAAUUAGUACAUACCUGUUUAUAUUAUAGUCCUUCGUCGUCGUCUAUACAGUGUAUACGCGGUUUUUAUUUUUCGUCUUUUGCUCUACGUACUCUGUUAAUACAAGCAAGUAAAACAAAUCAUAAUAUAGAAUUUAAUUUUGUUUUUAAAUAUUUUCCGUAACACAAUAUAAUACAUAUACGUAAAAACAUCAGAGGCAGCCAACAAUCGGAUUGUUUUAAUUCAGUUUUAUACUAGAUUAAUACAUUACUGAUUACAUCGGGCACUUGGAUCGCUUCGGUAUAUUAUACACACCGCGCACGAACAAAACCAGAUAACGGAAAAGACCGUCGGAUGUCUGUGGAACGGUCGUAAAGCAACGUCGGUGGUUUUGUCGUGAUGAGCGUGCGGGCGCUAUUGCGCGCCAUACUUUUGGCCGUCUUGGUCACCGCAACAUGUCAAGCUGACGAAACAACGAGCGAUUAUUCCACCGUUGACUCUACAGACCGACCAGAGUCGACUGAAGAAGAGGAAACGAAUAAAUCUGCAACGCCUAACCAAGGAUUAAAACCAACAAAAUACCACUAUUAUCCACACAAUCAACACAUAUAUCUACUGCCCGAGUGUGCAGUUCAACAGGUGUGUAAUGCGGUAUAUGUUAGACUCAACUACACGCAACCACUAUGCGCCUGUCCGUCCAGAUACAAAGAGCCAUGCUCUGCAUCUUUGAACGCUGACGACCUGCACACUACGGAACUGUCUACGGACACAACCGGCAAAAUCCUCACGCUAGUCAAGACAUGUGAACCAGUGGCCGAAAUGAGGACGUGCCGUUCGCCGAGAGAUUGGUCCUUAUUGGCUCUACAAAAUGUCCGCACCGGCAAGUCGCAUUACCUGGUCAUCUGCAGAUGUCCGCACACCAGUCUGUUGGAAGGUCCGAUGAGUCACGACCAACCGACAUACGCCAGCGUCCCCGGCAUUAGAGUGUACGGCAUGAUGUGUGUGACAAAAAAUGGUGGAGGAGGUGGUCACCAAACUACGUUGGCGCCACCACUCCAUUCCAGUCCAGCGCCGAUAACCAAGCGACGAGCUAGGCCCCUGAGGACCCCCCGAUCGUUAGACUCCUACUACAGGAGGUCUUCAGAAAGCCAAUUGUCGCCACCAUUCCCUUGGCACAGAGCCAUGCAGUUUAUCAAAUCAGUGCAAAUAGAAGAAUCGCUGAAAAGUAAACAGUCUUAGACUAUUUGUCGUCAAUACUGAAAACAGUUGAACAAAAUUAAAAUUUGAUUAGCAAAUACAUUAUAUUAUUUAUUAGUAUUCAAUAUUAAAAUAAUAAAAUGUUAUGAAGCCGCUCAACUCUUUUCUUUUACCUAAAAAUGAUAUAUAAAUUACUUCUUUUUUUUUAAUAGAUACAAAUAUACAAGUAGAUAAUAUAAUUAUAAUUAUAAUUUUUUUUUUGUACAACAAGGUGCUUUGUGCGUUUAAAAUGUUCUAUUGUACAUAGCACACCGGCU